AUGAUCUCGAUCCAAGACACGAGGCAUCACGUGGCGAUAGUUAGCGAUAAUGACUCAGCAAUGCUAUCGACUACAAUGUCUUUCCCCCAGGAUGCUCGUCGUCGGCGGGUUGGAGCGGGUACCGGCUUCAGCUCGUCGGGGAGGCGAACAACCCUGGGAUACUGGGUACCUUUGGCAUUGACAGUAGGUGUCGCAGCAGCUGGUGUUGCAGCCUGGAUCUGGAGUGAACGCGCUGAAGAUGAAGAAAACGACAACAAUUACCCCCGAGGUGAAGAUGACUUCCCCGCGCCCGGCCCCAGCGGGGGCGAGCUUCCUCCCGGAUACGACGGAGACUAUGCCAGGUCAACAGCAACGGAUAUUCAUGACACAGACGAUGUUAGCAUGGUAGCUCGUAUGCAGGGAGCCUUGCGACGCACUCCUAGCCCUCAACAGCUUUUCGAUGGUGCCAGCAAGCGAGUCGCAGCAGGUGUGGCUGCUGCGGGCGCGUUUGUAGGCGGCGCUCUGACAUCAAUCCGAGAAGAAGACAGGGGCGACUUCGAAGAUCAUUCCAGAUGGUCUGAAGAGGUAGAAUCGAGAGCCCGCAGGGAUCUACCAGAUCCCGCUGCACCGACCGUCGGCGGAACUCCUCCCAGCUCAGGAGUUGCUGCUGCCACAUCUUCUAGUGCGAAUAAGAAGAAAACGGUGGCUAUUGUGGUUUCAUCGGACACAUCGCGCUUAGACCCAGAGGAGUACACUUCCGAUCACGCUCAGUCUAUCCUUUCCCAUCUUCCAGAACAUAUCGAUCCCGAUACUACUCGAGUCUUUGUUAUGAUCUACGCCCCGGGUUUGAAGCACGCCCCUAACCAGGGUAACGCAUCCCACCCUACCAUGUCCGUCACCUCGUCCUAUUCAAACAUCGCUCCUGAAGAAGUCCUAUCUCCCGGUGAGCCACCAAGUGGCGACUUGACCGCAUCGGACUCUCGCCAAGAUGACCAGACACCGCUCUUCAAAACGCUGUAUACCCAGGCGCAAGCAAUUGCUGAGAAAGAGAGCAUGAUUAUGCCUUUCAGCACCUCCACAGGCUUUGUGCAUCUCGUGCGACACAUUUCUCCUGACAUUGUUUACGUCCAAGAGUCCCUGACUGGAAAGGAUGGGGAACCGGUACAGCAUAUCACCCGGUGGGUCAGACAGGUAGUGAUUGUCAUCGGCGAGCGAGGAGGCCUCGUCGACAGUGAAGAUGAAUCUGCCUUGGCUGACAGUGGUGAGAAGUGGUGGCAAAAGGAUGGUACGACCGGCAUCGGCAAGCGCAUUGAUGUCGUUGACGUGCUCCGUACAGGAGACGAUUGGCGACGAAGAGUGUCUGGCUUGGACUAG
This is a messenger RNA of Aspergillus bombycis, 1353 nucleotides long. RefSeq lists its product as uncharacterized. The record is from RefSeq and is a predicted model, not a curated record. Lineage: Eukaryota; Fungi; Ascomycota; Eurotiomycetes; Eurotiales; Aspergillaceae. The transcript has 3 exons. Bases 1 to 1353 code for a protein of 450 amino acids.